AUGUUUGUACUCGUGCAAGACAGGAAGAGGUUACGGAGUGUCUGCGCACUGAGAGCUUGUGCAGAAGCGGUGGCGCAUGCUCGAGAUGCAGUGGGAAUUGGCGAGGAAACUCGUGCACAAGCAGCAGCAGCAGUAGCAGCUCAUUUCUUCGGAAACUAACAUUCCCGCCCCUGCGGCCAAAUUAUGAGUGUCGUCGGGCGUAGUCCGGACUGCCUACUGCGCGGCCGAUCGACGCCGAACAACAAUAUUGUUAGUGAAAAGAAAAAACUAGCCGUUGGCAAUGUGGUAAAGAUUAAAAAGUAA
Messenger RNA from Gongylonema pulchrum, 303 nucleotides. NCBI's taxonomy places the organism in Eukaryota, Metazoa, Nematoda, Chromadorea, Rhabditida, Gongylonematidae. The record is from the annotation of a GenBank genome assembly.